GGUUUUGCUGGCCGCGGGUGGCGACGGGGGGGUUGUCCAAGAUGGCGUUGUUGGAGGAAGAGGCGCAGGCGUUGCUGGAUGAGGAUUCGCAACCCAAGGACCAUUCUCAACCCAAGGACCAUGGCGACCCUGCGCGCAAGCCCAUGCUGGCCUUGUGCGACCCACAGCGGCUGGCUCACAGGCUGCUGGUGCUGGCGCUCAUGUGCUUCCUGGGCUUCGGCAGCUAUUUUUGCUAUGACAUUCCAGCAGCUCUGCAGACUCAAGUUCAGAGGGAUAUGAAAGUGAACACAGCUAAGUUCAUGGCACUGUAUGCCUGGUAUUCGUGGCCUAAUGUGUUUCUCUGUUUUUUUGGAGGCUUUUUGAUAGACAGAGUAUUUGGAAUAAGGUGGGGUACAAUAAUAUUCAGCUGUUUCGUCUGUGUAGGACAAGUAAUUUUUGCUUUGGGAGCAAUAUGUGAUGCUUUUUGGCUGAUGGAAUUUGGCAGAUUUGUAUUUGGGAUUGGUGGUGAGUCCUUAGCAGUGGCACAGAAUACCUAUGCUGUGAGUUGGUUUAAAGGAAAAGAAUUAAAUCUUGUUUUUGGACUGCAACUCAGCAUGGCUAGAAUUGGGAGCACCGUGAAUAUGAAUAUUAUGGGAUGGGUGUACUGGAAAGUUCAUGAUCUGUUUGGUUCUACAGGCCAUACCACUCUGGGCAUAGCACUCUUGAUAGGUGGUACUACAUGUAUCUUUUCUCUAGUUUGUGCUCUUAUUCUGGCUUACCUGGACAAAAGAGCAGAGAAAAUUCUUUGCAAAGAACAAGGGAAAACUGGUGAAGUAAUAAAAAUAACUGAUGUAAAAGACUUCUCAUUAUCAUUAUGGCUCAUAUUUUUAAUCUGUGUUUGUUAUUAUGUGGCUGUCUUCCCUUUCAUUGGACUUGGAAAAGUUUUCUUCAUUGAGAAAUUCAAAUUUUCUUCUCAAGCAGCAAGUGCGAUUAAUAGCAUUGUGUAUGUCAUAUCGGCCCCAAUGUCCCCUAUCUUUGGAAUUCUAGUAGAUAAAUUUGGAAGGAACAUCUCAUGGGUUAUGUGUGCAGUGGUGGGAUCUCUAGCCUCUCACAUUAUGUUGGCCUUUACUUUCUGGAACCCUUGGAUAGCAAUGUGUUUGCUUGGAGUUGCUUAUUCCUUGCUUGCCUGUGCCUUAUGGCCUAUGGUUGCUUUUGUUGUCCCCGAACACCAGCUGGGAACUGCCUAUGGAUUCAUGCAGUCGAUCCAGAAUUUGGGCCUUGCAAUCAUUGCCAUUGCUGCUGGUAUGAUAUUGGAUUCCCGAGGAUAUUUCUUCCUAGAAAUUUUCUUCAGUUCUUGUUUGUGUUUGGCCCUUCUUGCUGUAGUUAUGUUAUACUUUGUGAAUUUGUUCAGAGACGGAGACCUUAACUGGUCUGCAAAGAAGAGAGAAAAAUUGCAGAAGUUAGCCAUGGCUGAAAAAGAAAUCUGAAUAGGAAAUACCUUCCAGAACUGGGCAGCACUUGAUCAACAACAAUCCCGUUGAAGAAUAUUCUAGUACAUGUACAUGUUCAAGUGAUAGACCUCAAGUUGCACUCAAAAGUAGUUCACUCAGGAAAACUCAGUUACAUUUGCUGAACAUAACAGCAUGUCAAACGUCUCUCUUAAUCAAGGCACCCGGACUGCAAGCAGAGCAUACUUUUUGUAUAUAUGUAUACUCCACAUCGUUGAACAGACCUACUCUAUUUGAAGCGAAGUCGGCUCCUUCAGCUCACUGAAGUUAAUUGGCAUGUGAAUAGUGAUAUCUACCCUUCUGUUUUGUGAAAGGGUGGUUUGUCUACAAGAUAAUGAUGUCUUGGUAUUCACCAGCUUGUUUUCUGAAGGGAUUGUUUGUUACAAAAUGUGAUGAGUCUCAUUGCAAACCAUGACUUUGUAAUAUUGUAUGUCUUACAGGACCAAAAGAAUGUAAAUAAAAUCCUAGUGGUAUGAUUUUUUUUAAAAAAUAUAUCAUUGAAAAACAUCAUCCUACUGAUCAAAAGCCAUGUUACUUUUAAAAAAGGGCAGCUAAGUUGCUGUUUUUUGUUUUUUUUUGUAUUACAAUUGUUUUCUGAUUUUUUUUUUUGUUACGGGCAGAGAUUAUACUUUGGUUGACCAUGUUGAAACUUGCACUUUGCACUUACAUUUGACCUUAAAUAAUAAAUAUUGGACAAGAGUGUA
Crotalus tigris (Tiger rattlesnake) is the source of this 2191-nucleotide messenger RNA. RefSeq names its product major facilitator superfamily domain containing 1 (gene MFSD1). The transcript is spliced from 16 exons. The record is from RefSeq and is a predicted model, not a curated record. Gene Ontology annotation, cellular component: lysosome. Lineage: Eukaryota; Metazoa; Chordata; Lepidosauria; Squamata; Viperidae. Gene Ontology annotation, molecular function: transmembrane transporter activity. Bases 42 to 1466 code for a protein of 474 amino acids. Gene Ontology annotation, biological process: transmembrane transport.